ACAGUCAGACGGGAUUGCUAACAGUUAAGAAGUUCACGAUGUCAGGUGUCGAGGAUAUUUCAACUGAAUCUGUAGACAUUAAAGAGGAUAAGGAGUUUGAUGUAGAGGCUGAAGAUCACCUCGGGGGUGAUUAUUUUGUUGACCCGACUCGGUAUUUAUUUUACAGAGACAGAAAGGAGUGGGCUGACCUGGAGCCUGUUCCUCAGGAUGAUGGACCAAAUCCUGUAGUGAAGAUCGCCUACUCUGAAAAGUUCUCAGAUGUUUAUGACUAUUUCCGUGCACUCCUGAAGAAUGAUGAAAGGAGCGAGCGGGCUUUCGCCUUGACAGCAGACGCCAUCGAGCUGAAUGCUGCCAAUUACACAGUUUGGCACUAUAGGCGAGUGCUACUGCAAGCCCUAUCAAAGGAUCUGAGGGAGGAGAUGAGGUACAUUACUGCCAUCAUCGAGGAGCAACCCAAAAACUACCAAGUCUGGCAUCACAGACGUAUGGUGGUAGAGUGGCUAAAUGACCCCUCGGAGGAACUGGAGUUCAUUGCAGACAUUCUCAGCCAAGAUGCAAAGAACUACCACGCCUGGCAGCACAGACAGUGGGUCAUCCAGGAGUACAAACUAUGGGACAAUGAGCUGGAGUUUGUGGAGAAUCUCUUGGAAGACGAUGUGAGGAAUAACUCUGCGUGGAACCAGAGGCAUUUUGUAAUUUCUCACACUACAGGCUUCUCUGAUCCUGCCAUAGUGGAGAGAGAGAUUCAGUAUUGUCUGAACCAGAUCAGGAAAGCUCCCCACAAUGAAAGUGCAUGGAACUAUUUGAAAGGGAUGCUGCAAGACAGGGGUCUGUCAUCUCAGCCAGGCCUGCUGGAGAGGGUCCUGGAGCUGAAGGAGACUCACUGUUCACCUUAUCUUCUAGCAUUUCUCUUUGAUUGCUAUGAGGAUGCUUUGGAGAACAGUAACCAAAAAGAAAAUGUGGGGGAAGAGGAACGAAUGGAAACUUUAAGAAAGGCUCUAGAAAUUUGUGAACUUCUGGCGCAGGAGAAGGACACCAUCCGUAAAGAGUACUGGCUGUUUUUGGGACGUUCUUUAAAGAGCAAAUCUGGAAGCAAUGGCCCCUCUGAUGAGCCUCCUGAACCAUUAGUCCCAGCAUCUGGGCAGCAGGAGAUGAGCUAGACAACUACCAGGAGAGUUGCACCAUUUCCACUCCUACCCUGCUUCAUCAAUACUGUUGGCCAACACAUUCAGUUUGAUAUUACUGUAAACUACUCUAAUGUAUAUGACUGCAGAAGUUUCUUCAAAUAACCACUAACAUGAGCUCACCUAAGGGACUGAGGUGAAAUCGAACAGGUACAUGGCAAAAAAAUACAUGUAAAUCCCCCUCUUACUAAAGUGUAAUAACAUUUGUAUCAGAAACGCAAUGCUUUGUUUGGAACAUAGUGGAUCACCUGCAGGGUCCAAAGUUAGCACCCACCUCUCGUCAAGUGCCAAUAAAAAUCUACGUUCGUGAAUACAAUAAAUGAGGUCAGCCACCACUGGCAGGUGGCUCAAAUAGGCCUCCAGCUCCCAUCAUGACAACACUGAAGUCGACUGACCACAUUUGUUUUGCAUGGACUCUGCACGCUGAUUGCAGCCUAAAACCUAUGACCAUCAGUAAUUGUAGGCUAAAAGGAAAGAUGAAGAGCGUGGAGGAAGUAUGUUUAAAAGAAAAGCUAAAGAGAAGUGAUGCUUCACACAAUGAAGUAUACAGACAAUGACGAGCAGUGUUUGCCACGGUUUAUUUUUAAUUCUUAAUGCCAUUGUAUCAGACAGACAGAGAAAUUAAUUUUGGACCUUGAUUACAUGGCAAUUAUUUGGCACGUUUUCUCUCACCCAUAAGAACUAACCUACACAAUCCGCUGCGUCACACAUCUGGAAAUUAUGGGAGGCCAGUUUAGCAGUUUAGCAGUCUACCACCAUUAGAUUUAUUAGAGUGGCUGCUCUCUCUUUGAAUCUGAAUGUAUCAGUCUGAAUGCCAUGAGUACCAAUACACCUCUGCGAGUGUGUUUGCAUGCACACGUAAUUCAAUUUAAUGUCCUUUGAGUGAUGGCAGGUACAUCUUCAGUUAGUGUCUUGUAAGAGGAAAAAAAAACUGUACUGGCAGGAGCAUUUAGACAUGUUUGUUAUGUUAUUAGUUUUGUGGUAAGACAGAAGUUUACUCGUUAGUGAGUUCAUUCUGAAAGACUUUAAAUGGAGUAUUGUGUGCAUGUAAACCCACCCUUCAUAUACAUCCUGUAAUGUUUCCUGAUCGUUUGGUGAUGUCAGUCAGAGAAUUCAUGUAUUUGUGUUGUAAUUGAGGGGAAGUAUGAGUCACGAUAAUAAAACUGUUU
Messenger RNA from Chelmon rostratus (copperband butterflyfish), 2353 nucleotides. RefSeq names its product farnesyltransferase, CAAX box, alpha (gene fnta). Gene Ontology annotation, molecular function: CAAX-protein geranylgeranyltransferase activity; protein farnesyltransferase activity. NCBI's taxonomy places the organism in Eukaryota, Metazoa, Chordata, Actinopteri, Chaetodontiformes, Chaetodontidae. Gene Ontology annotation, biological process: protein geranylgeranylation; protein farnesylation. Bases 39 to 1160 code for a protein of 373 amino acids. Gene Ontology annotation, cellular component: protein farnesyltransferase complex; CAAX-protein geranylgeranyltransferase complex; cytoplasm. The record is from RefSeq and is a predicted model, not a curated record. The transcript has 9 exons.